CGGGCCAGUACCGGGUUGUCAGAACGAUCGCCGCGGUAGUGGGGCGAGGCUACGUGGUCGCUCAGUCUUGGUCGUCCGGGACCCGAGUCAGGAUGAGAGCGCAGAGGACACAGGGCCGCUGGAGGCGCAGGUAACGAAGCUGGGGUGCGGUGGGCUUGCGGCUGGGCUUCUUCCGGGACCAGUGGUGCUGAAUGGAGAGGACCGAGAAGACGCCGAGCCGCGGCUCCUAGCGGCGGGGCCGCUGCAGCUGCCGGGCGAAGAUGUGCGGAUCCCGGGUGACUUGGGGCAGCUGAGAGCCUUCGAGCCCCAGGACCCCCGAGGCCCGAGAUGAGUUAGCGGGGCAGCCGCGGGGGCCAGUUCCUACAACCACAGGCCGGGGCGAUCGCCCUCCCGCCCCUUCCUUGCAGAGGCCGACAGCUCCUUUCCGCGCCCUCCCGCCCGUGCCCUCGGCUCUGGAGACCAUGAGGUUCCGCAUCUACAAACGGAAGGUGCUAAUUCUGAUGCUCGUGGUGGCAGCCUGCGGCUUCGUCCUCUGGAGCAGCAAUGGGCGACAAAGGAAGAACGAAGCCCUUGCCCCGCCGUUGCUGGACGUCGAGCCCGCGCGGGGCGCGGGAGGCCGGGGUGGGGACCAUCCCGCGGUGUCGGUGGGCAUCCGCAGGGUUUCCAACGAGUCGGCGGCUCCACUGGUCCCCGCGGUCCCGCAGCCGGAGGCGGACAACCUUACGCUGCGAUACCGGUCCCUCGUGUACCAGCUGAACUUUGAUCAGACGCUGAGGAAUGUAGAUAAGGCUGGCACCUGGACCCCCCGGGAGCUGGUGCUGGUGGUCCAGGUGCAUAACCGGCCGGAAUACCUCAGACUGUUACUGGACUCACUUCGAAAAGCCCAGGGCAUUGACAACGUCCUCGUCAUUUUUAGCCAUGACUUCUGGUCGACAGAGAUCAAUCAUUUGAUCGCUGGGGUGGAUUUCUGCCCUGUUCUUCAGGUGUUCUUUCCUUUCAGCAUUCAGUUGUACCCCAACGAGUUUCCGGGGAGUGAUCCUAGAGAUUGCCCUAGAGACCUGCAGAAGAAUGCAGCUUUGAAAUUGGGGUGUAUUAAUGCUGAGUAUCCUGACUCCUUCGGCCAUUACAGAGAGGCCAAAUUCUCCCAAACCAAACAUCAUUGGUGGUGGAAGCUGCAUUUCGUAUGGGAAAGGGUCAAAGUUCUUCGAGAUUAUACUGGCCUUAUACUCUUCCUAGAAGAGGACCACUACUUAGCUCCAGACUUUUACCAUGUCUUCAAAAAAAUGUGGAAAUUGAAGGAGCAAGAGUGCCCUGAGUGUGAUGUUAUCUCACUGGGGACCUAUACUGCCAGUCGUAAUUUCCAUGGCAUUGCUGACAAGGUAGAUGUGAAAACUUGGAAAUCCACAGAGCACAAUAUGGGUUUAGCCUUGACCCGGGAUGCAUAUCAGAAACUGAUUGAGUGCACAGACACUUUCUGUACCUAUGAUGAUUAUAACUGGGACUGGACUCUUCAAUAUUUGACUGUAUCUUGUCUUCCAAAAUUCUGGAAAGUACUGGUUCCUCAAGCUCCUAGGAUUUUUCAUGCUGGAGACUGUGGAAUGCAUCACAAGAAAACAUGUAGGCCUUCCACCCAGAGUGCCCAAAUUGAGUUACUCUUAAAUAAUAACAAACAGUACAUGUUUCCAGAAACUUUAACUAUCAGUGAAAAGUUUACUGUGGUAGCUAUUUCCCCACCUAGGAAAAAUGGAGGGUGGGGAGAUAUUAGGGACCAUGAACUCUGUAAAAGUUAUAGAAGGCUGCAGUGAAAAAAAAGUCAAUUACAAAAGCAAAAGUGACAGUCUUCUAUUUUUGAUAUUUGUCUCAACAGGAUAUACAACUGAAUAAAAGAUUUAGGAACUGGUUUCUGCUUUAAUACAAAAAAAUUUUUUUUUCUUGUAAAAGGUGUCCAAAUAUAUAAUAUAAUAAUCUUUUCCAGUUAUAUCUGAUUAAGAUGUAAAACAAGUUUUCAUUUUGGGAGUUGAAUUUUAAAGCUCAGUCUGUCUCUGUUAAAAGUAAUGAUUAUUGUUAAUUGAUAUGAGGGAAGAGGGAAAGUUUUAUUUAAAUUGCAUCUGUUAAUCUUUUUAUCUGAAACUUUGUAUACUUUUCCACUUUCAAAAACUUAUUUUAAGUACAGCAAAUUUAAAAUUGAUAGCAGUAAAAAAGUGUUACAAUGAAAUCACAAGAGUAUUAAUGGAACAACCCAGUUUCACUCUUGACACAGUUAUUAGGAAGGGAUUGCUUCACUGGUUGAAUAAUUCAAAAGUUAUAUUUGCUAAACACCCUGUCAGAACAGUCAUUUUCAGUAUUACUGAUUCCUGUAUAUUGUGUUAAGAUUUGCCUGUGCUUUGGAACCUUCAUAGAACACACUUUCUUUUGGAAUGUAUUUGAUUGAUAAGCAAGUUUAAACAUUGUUUUCACCUCAGUGUAGAAAUACAAUGGAUUUGAUUUUUUUUUUUUCUUUUAGUGUACCAAAAUAAAAUACUCAUUUUUGCAUAAAAAGGUUCCUAAUCAUUUUGCAGAACAAAUUUUGUUUACUCCUUACACCAAAUUUAGUAAAGAUAUUUUAAAAGUUUUGAACUUUUAAAAGCAUUACAUCUUAAUAUUUACUAUCUAUACAUUGUAUAAUAAGUUUGAAAUAAAACCCUGCUCAUGACAGUGCAUUCACUGUGGAAGAAACUAUUUAGCUUUCAAAUUAGGCAGGCAUACAUAAUAAACAAAAAAGCUGCUGUGUAAGAGAAAUACAGCCUAAAUUGUUUUUUAAGGCCAGAAAUGAUACAAAGUUCAGUUGUGCCAAAGUGCAACACAUUCUAGUGCCAGCUUUAACUCACCUGUCACUAGUAUUAGGGGUUGAACUCAGGAGUACUCUACCACUGAGUUACAUACAUUUCCAAUCCUUUUUAUUUUUGUAUUUUUAGACAGGGUCUCCCUAAGUUGCCUAUGCUACCCUUGUGUUUGAACUUGUGAUUCUUAUGUGUCAGCUUUCAGAGUAGGUGAGGUCACAGGCAUGCACCACCAUGCCUGGCAAGGUACUUUUAAAAAAAGAUGGAUACAGUAAAUAAUAGGUAACAGGCUUAAAAUUUACUCCAUAUUUUGUAUACGUUUCCCUUAUUACUACAUUCAAUAAAAAAAAUUACUCAUCAAAAGCUA
Molecule: messenger RNA, 3186 nt
Organism: Marmota flaviventris (yellow-bellied marmot)
Lineage: Eukaryota; Metazoa; Chordata; Mammalia; Rodentia; Sciuridae
Gene: Mgat2
Product: alpha-1,6-mannosyl-glycoprotein 2-beta-N-acetylglucosaminyltransferase
Biological process (GO): oligosaccharide biosynthetic process; protein N-linked glycosylation
Cellular component (GO): Golgi membrane; Golgi stack
Molecular function (GO): alpha-1,6-mannosylglycoprotein 2-beta-N-acetylglucosaminyltransferase activity
Source: RefSeq, a predicted model, not a curated record